GUCCCAGGCGAGCCCCGCGCCCAGGCUGUGCCUCGUCUUCCCGUCUCUUUUCCGCCGCUACUUUUCGGUGCAGGCAUGGCUUCCCUCUUGGAUCUGGAAAGUAGCGUGCAUGGCGCUGGAGCUCCGGUUUGCACCGGCAUCUUCCUCUUCGGGUGUGAGUUGAACAGCCGUGCCAGCUCAUACACUUUUAAAGUAUCUGAAGAGGAUGGCUCUGAUCAUAUCCUAGCUUUGAACACGGUUUGCCUGACAGAAGGUGCAAAGGAUGAAUGCAAUGUAGUAGAAGUUGUGGGUCGCAACUAUCACAAUGAAGAAAUUGCUGUGCCUAUGGCCAAUCUGAAAUUGUCAUGCCAACCUUUGUUGAGUUUGAAUGAUUUUCAGCUUCAGCCUCCGGUGACCUUCCGUCUGCGCUCGGGAUCUGGUCCUGUUCACCUUGCAGGAAUACAUCAGACCUUCUCAGUUCACAGACAGGAUCUCUCAGAUGAUGACUUCAGUGACGAGGAUAAGGAUUUUAGUGAGGAAGAUGAAUUCAGUGAUGAAGAAGAGCUCUCCCCUAUCAAGCCAGCCAAAAAGAAACAGAAGUCUUAGCUUGGCUCCCCAAAAGGAACCUCCAACUGGUGUAAGUGACCCUUGCUACCAACUCCAUGGGAAAAGCUAUUGCUUGAGGAAUCUUCGGAGGCUUAAAAAAUACGUCAUAGAUGUCUUCCCUUUUGUUCCCAAGAAAACUAGUUGCUUCUGUGUCUUUUGUACCUGGAAAGGUAUUCUGUUAGGCUGACUGCUGUUACUAAGUGUGACGUAUGUCUGUAUGCAUUGUAUAUCAUUAAGGAAACUGUUCCUUUGAGAAAUGGGUAAUGUCACUUGGUUUCCUCCUUAGAAUUUCUGUGCCUAUGGCGUAGGGUCAAUUUGACUCUGCACAUGGUGAAAAAUGUAUUAUUUCCCUUAUCACCAUGGAGAUGCCAGCAGAAUUGACUUUCUUAUAAAGAUUUUUGUUCUAAUUGUUGUUAACCACUUUUUGAAAGUGUUAAACAUUUUAGGUAUAUCCCCUUCUAAUUUAAGGAUUGUUCAUUGUAUUUGGGAGGAGUGAAAAUACCCUGGACGUGUUUCUUAGGCAAAGUUUUCCCUGUGUGUCUCUUCGUUAAAUGUUUCUAGUGAGAUAUAUAUAUAUAUAUAAUUUUAAAAUAAAUUUUAGAAUAAAAAUGUUUUGUCA
Sphaerodactylus townsendi is the source of this 1204-nucleotide messenger RNA. It is a transcript of the gene NPM3, whose product is annotated as nucleophosmin/nucleoplasmin 3. The coding region runs from base 76 to 585 and encodes 169 amino acids. Gene Ontology annotation, molecular function: RNA binding; histone binding; chromatin binding. Gene Ontology annotation, cellular component: nucleolus; nucleoplasm; cytoplasm. Lineage: Eukaryota; Metazoa; Chordata; Lepidosauria; Squamata; Sphaerodactylidae. The record is from RefSeq and is a predicted model, not a curated record. The transcript has 6 exons. Gene Ontology annotation, biological process: chromatin remodeling.